Leptopilina boulardi is the source of this 1449-nucleotide messenger RNA. RefSeq names its product O-glucosyltransferase rumi homolog. The record is from RefSeq and is a predicted model, not a curated record. Gene Ontology annotation, molecular function: UDP-xylosyltransferase activity; UDP-glucosyltransferase activity. The transcript has 7 exons. Lineage: Eukaryota; Metazoa; Arthropoda; Insecta; Hymenoptera; Figitidae. Gene Ontology annotation, biological process: protein O-linked glycosylation; positive regulation of Notch signaling pathway. The coding region runs from base 86 to 1345 and encodes 419 amino acids. Gene Ontology annotation, cellular component: endomembrane system.
AUAAAUGUUAUUUUUAUAUAUUGUUUAAUUUAAAAUAAUUUAAUAGAAAAAAAAAUUCAUUAAAAAUAGAAAACAAUUUAUAUUCAUGCUUCAAAAAAAAACAAUAAACGAGAAAGAGUUCUGUUUCAAUUUUUAUAUUACACAGAAAGACAUGUGGUCAUUGUAUAUAUUUUUAUUGUUAAUUUUAAUUAUUCAAAUACAAUCGAAUGAUUAUUGUUCAUUGAAUUCUGAAAAAUGUGGAAAAACACACAACAAAUAUUCAAAAGCUUCCAAUAAAUAUGAAAAAUAUUUCAAAGCAAUUGAGAUUGCUGAAAAAAAUUAUGUCGAGUGUACAAAAAGUAACUGUGGAUGUUAUAAAAAUGUAAUUGAAGAACAAUUAGCACCUUUCAAAAAGAAGGGAAUUGAUGAAAAAUUAAUUGAAAAUUCUAGAGAUAGAGGAGUAUUGUAUCAAUUGAUUGACGGUCAUCUUUAUCGAGAAAAAGAAUGCAUGUUCCCUUCAAGAUGUGCUGGUGUAGAACAUUUUAUUUUAAAUAUUAUUGACAAUAUCUCAGAUGCAGAAGUUAUUAUCAACACUCGUGAUUAUCCUCAAUCCAGUAAACAUUUCGGAAAUCCAUUGCCUGUAUUCUCAUUCAGUAAGACCUCAGAUUAUCAUGAUAUUAUGUAUCCCGCUUGGUCAUUUUGGGAAGGUGGUCCAGCAAUUUCCCUUUAUCCUCGUGGACUUGGUAGAUGGGAUCAACAUCGAAUUUCUUUGAAUAAUGCCAGUUUGGAAACGCCAUGGGAAAGUAAAAAAGAAUUGGCAUUCUUUCGUGGAUCAAGAACUAGUUCAGAACGUGAUAAUUUGAUUCUUUUGAGUCGAGAGAAACCAAAUCUUGUCGAUGCACAGUAUACGAAAAAUCAAGCAUGGAAAUCUAAAAAAGAUACUUUAAAUUUACCACCGGCUGGAGAAGUUUCUUUAGAAUCGCACUGUGCCUAUAAAUACUUAUUUAAUUAUCGUGGUGUCGCUGCUUCAUUUAGACACAAACACUUGUUUCUUUGUGAAUCAUUGGUUUUUCAUGUAGGGAAUGAGUGGACUGAAUUUUAUUACGAUGCCAUGAAGCCAUGGAUUCAUUAUAUUCCAGUUUCAAAAGAUGCCAGUCAAUCCGAACUCGAAGAAUUGAUUCAGUUUGCGAAAGAUAACGACGAGAUAUCAAGAAAGAUUGCGAAUCAAGGUAGAGACUUUAUUUGGGAGAAACUACGAAUGAAAGACGUUACUUGUUACUGGAGAAGAUUGUUUAAAAAGUACAUUAAACUUUUAACUUUUAAACCAACUUUGAAACAAGAUCUUAUUGAAAUUUAUAAAAAAUAAAAUACAAUUUGUACUUUAUAAAAAUUGUGAUAUAAAAUAUGUGACAAUUUACACUCGAUAUUUUUACAUUGUUUUCAAUAAAAAAAAAAAUUUCAUUAAAAAAU